GGUGGUACCAAGUCAAAUGCCUUACAGAAAUCUAAGUCUAUCACAUCACCACUAUUACCUUUAUCAGCCAAACUUGUAACCUCAUCACAAAAAGAGAGAUCCUAUCAAACUAUUUCCAUAACUCCACGUUGAUUGAAAAAGAGAGUAAUAUAAUUAAUGCCAUUCUUUAUUAAGUGAUUCCCAUAUCAGUUCUUCCCUUAUUUUCCCUGGAGGGGAGGUGAUGGCUAGGUCCCCUCUAUACCCUGGGACCCCCACAUGGGAGAGGUGACAGGCUCCUGGUGCUGGGGGUGCAUGGAUCUCACUCUGGCAAGUGCCGAGAUAUUUUCCCCAAUAUGCCUACUCUGCCCCCAUCCACUCCCCUGCGCUGCAUUCUCCUGCCCGUGGGAUGGGGCUGGAAUUGGGGUGCCAUUGGGGUGGGGGGGACGCAGGGGCCCCAGGGCCUGGAGUCUGCUCUCACCUCUGUGUCACUGGUCCCACAGGAACAAGGACACAACCAGAGACGAAUUCAUCUUCUAUUCCAAGCGCCUGAUGAGGCUGCUGAUUGAACAUGCCCUCUCCUUCCUGCCACUCAACCCAGUGACAGUGGAGACGCCUCAGGGGACUGUGUAUGAAGGGAAGCGGUUCCACAGGCAGCGGAUCACAGGUGUGUCCAUCCUGCGGGCGGGGGAGACCAUGGAGCAGGCGCUCACUGCUGUCUGCAAAGACAUUCGAUUGGGCAAGAUUCUGAUCCAGACCAACCACGACACAGGGGAGCCUGAGCUUCACUAUCUGCGGCUCCCCAAGGAGAUCAGCGAAGAUUAUGUCAUUCUCAUGGACAGCACCGUGUCCACGGGGGCUGCAGCCAUGAUGGCCGUGCGCGUCCUGCUGGAUCACGAUGUCCACGAAGAGAAGAUCUUCCUGCUGUCCCUGCUGAUGGCGGAGAUGGGGGUUCACUCCGUGGCCUACGCCUUCCCCCGUGUCCGCAUCAUCACCACAGCCGUGGACAAGAGGGUUAACGAGGAAUUCCACAUCAUCCCUGGCAUCGGUAACUUUGGAGACAGGUACUUUGGUACUGAUGCCCCCUCCGCCUGGUGUGAGAGUGAGAGCACGGACUACUGAGCUGGCCUCCCUGCCUGCCAGCCUUGCCCCCGCUGCCUCCUCCCUCCCUCCAGCCUCGCCCUUCUGCUCCCCCCCAGGAUGGCCCCUCCCUGCUGGCCUCACAGGGCCCUGAUGCUACUUCCCUCUGGACCACACGCUGUUGGGCGGGCAGCUAUUUGGAAACUGCCCACCAGCGCCUCCAGUGUACAUGCAGGGAAGAGACUGCCUGUGGCCUGCAGUGUCCGCACGCUGGGUACACACUCCUCGUGCCCCCCUCUGGUUGGUGGACGGAGGGGGGGUCAGAUUCUCCCUGUGGCCCCACAUGGAUGUGGGUGUGUGUGGAGUGGUGGAGGUGGUAAAAAACUCUCCCUAUGGCCUGGAAGGGGCGAGGUGAGGCCCAUGCACUGGCUGGGGCAGGCGCUCUAUGUUUAUUUGCUCGGAGCAGUUACUCCCCCCAUGUUCCGGCUCAUGGGCCAGCUACUUGAAAAAUUGUCAGGGACCAAGGAUCAAAUGGAAGGGAACAGCCCCGUCUCCGUCAACCCGCAGCUCUACUCUUUUCCCCCCUCCCACCCCAGUGCCCAGAUAGUCCUGAACGUGGGGCAGGGCCCCGGGGCUGUUUAGCCUGGAGCAGUCUGGUGCUGGCAGGGAACUAGGGCUGGUGCAGAAUAGGAGGUGCCCUCACCUUCCACAGCAGGCAUUCCAGCCCACGGGCCAGGUUCAUGAGUCUGGCAGCUCCCUCUUCUCUGGGGCGCUGGCCUUGGGUGGGUGGUCAGGGCCAGCUCUGCUGGAGAUGCUCAGCCUGUCCGGGAGGCAGGUGGGGGAGUUCAUCCCUCCACGGGUGUGGGCUUGGGAGGAGACCCUGAGCUCCUUCCUUGACUCCUGUCUCUUGCUCAGGGCAGGACAGCUACGUGCCGCAGAAGCUGCUCCAAGGGGGAGCACGGCACGGCGGUCUCAACGUGUUUCAGCAGCCCCCCGUCCGAGCCCCUCCCCGCAAUGCUGCCUCCUUGCCCGGGGCAUGGGGAGACGGCUGCCGCCCCAGCGCUGGCUCAUCCAUUACUUCAAUGCACAGGAAAUCAGGACCACAGAGUGGGACAAGACGAUUUCCGUCUCCUUGGAGAGCUGGUUUCAGUGGGGUCUCCCAUUGCCACGCACAGUGCUAGAAGCCAGGGGCUGCCUCAUGUCUUGCUGGGGCUCUGGGCCCGGGCCCCAGGAAUGGCAGCAGCAGCACGCCGGUGGGGCAUGCGUUUCUUGGCCCUUUACUGAGACUGGCAAGGGCAUGCGAGGCUUCUGCAGGACAGGCCUGGGAAGUGGCAGAUGCCCCUAGCGCUUGGUUCCUGCAAGCGGCUCUUCGCCAGCCCUGGGACCGGGCGCCCUCCCGCUCUGCCCUUGCAGUACUGUACAUGGCGGCCUUCGUUUUGUACGCGCUAAUAAAGGGUCUGCCAGGA
This is a messenger RNA of Terrapene triunguis (Three-toed box turtle), 2522 nucleotides long. RefSeq names its product uridine-cytidine kinase-like 1. The coding region runs from base 256 to 1098 and encodes 280 amino acids. The record is from RefSeq and is a predicted model, not a curated record. The transcript is spliced from 6 exons. Lineage: Eukaryota; Metazoa; Chordata; Testudines; Emydidae.